This is a messenger RNA of Sphenostylis stenocarpa, 930 nucleotides long. The record is from the annotation of a GenBank genome assembly. Lineage: Eukaryota; Viridiplantae; Streptophyta; Magnoliopsida; Fabales; Fabaceae.
AUGAACCAAAACACCCUCUUCUUUAUCCUCAAACCCCUCUCUUCUCCCCUCAUCCAUUCCUACAUCAUCAGCUUCUGUCUUCUUGCCCAAAUCACCUCCUGUUUUGUCGACCCUAAAUUCGAUGCAUGUGAACCCAAAUCUUGCCCCAACAGCAACCAAACUAUAAGCUAUCCUUUUUACAUCCAAGGAACACAAGAACCUUAUUGUGGUUACCCUGGUUUUCAAAUCUCUUGUGCCCCAGAUGGCAUCCCUUUCCUCAAUCUCUCUCUCACUCAAUACUUCAUUCAUCAGAUUUUCUACCAAAAUCAGUCCCUGCGAGUGUCCAAUGCUGCGUUCUCAAUCUCGCAAUCGAACACCACCAAAGGUUGUCUUUCUCCUACCCAGAAUCUCACUCUUCCUCCUAGUAACGUGUUCCGUGUUGCUCCGAAUCAAAAGGACAUGGUAUUGUUCUACGGCUGUGACGCAACUUCGCUUCACGAGCACAGAGUUGGGUGUUAUGCAGAAAACGAAACGAGUUCAGUUUUGGCAUUGGAUAAAAGGGAUACAAAUAUAAGCUUUGUGGCGCAGAAUUGCAGGGAUGGGUUUGUGGAUACGGUUGUGGAAGAUGGAAUAGGAGGGGUUGAAGAAGCCUUGAGAAAAGGGUUCUUGCUGACAUGGACGGCAAGUAGCUGCACCGUGUGCAACAGCACAGGAGGGAGGUGCGGCUUCGAUCCAGACGAGUACACCUUCAAGUGUUAUUGCCCUGACAGAGUUCAUUCUGCCAAAUGUGGUGCUGAUGAUCUAGACAAUCUAACCAUGAAGCGUCCUGGACCAAGAGAAGUUUCAGUUUUGAAGCAGAGUCAGCUAAGAGAUUAUAAAGUCUUUGUGUUUGUGUCAAAAGGCGUAAGAAUUGGUCUCACUCCCCUAAUGACUAGAUAUGUGUGUAUGUAG